CAGUGUGCGCGGUGUAGGAUGUGCGUGACCAGUGAUUGCAAAUCGUCAGUGUUCGCACCGCGGAGCUGAACCAGACAUCUUGUUAAGUUGAAUUUAGCGGCGUGGUCGACCGUGGGUGUCGAGUCGCGGUGCGUCGUGGUGGUUACGGUGGUGUCUCAGUCGUGUCAAAAAACGACUUGUGCCCGUCGUGCCCAAACCCGUAUCCUUUUCCCCCUUUCCUAAGGCUACAAUAUUACGUUUAAACUGGGCAUCAUUCCCAAACACUGGAUAUACAAAUCAACAUAACUUUAAAAAACAAUAAUCAUAAUAAAUAGAACAACACAACAUAUAGACAUGAGUGUGUUACAUUCUAAGCGCAAUCGCUAGAAAUUUUAUCCAACAUUAUAUGUGUUCAUAAAAAAAAAAAAAAAAAUUAAAUAAUACAAAACUGUUCGUGGUGAAAAAUAAUAAUAAUUGUGACAAAAUCAAAAAAAGAAAAAGGAAAAAAAUAUUGAAAAAAAAAAAAAAAUCAAACAAAAGUGUAAUACAAUAGUGCGUUUAAAAUAGUUUUAAUAAUUAUUUUUGACAAGUGUAUAAAAAAGGCUUUAAAAUAGAAGAAGAAAACAAGGUGUGCGGCCGUGUCCCUGCCGCCGAAGCCGACACAAACUACGAACGGACACCAGUCAACAUGACCUCGAAUAAUUCACCGAAGCUUUCGACCACGGAACGUGUCAUCAAAAGUGUGGCAUUUCCACCGUCACAUAAGCUGACUGUGACAGAGGUGUUUGAUGCAAGGACAGGUCGACCACGACCUGAUGUUCUCAAACAUCAUUUCAUUCUCGAGGGUAGAAUUGAUGAAGCAGCAGCAUUGCGCAUUGUCAAUGAUGGUGCUGCACUUCUUCGUUCAGAAAAAACCAUGAUAGACAUUGAAGCACCAGUUACUGUAUGUGGAGAUAUUCAUGGACAAUUUUAUGAUCUCAUGAAAUUAUUUGAAGUUGGUGGACCUCCUUCGACGACAAAAUACCUAUUUCUUGGUGAUUAUGUAGACAGAGGCUACUUCAGUAUCGAGUGCGUCUUGUACCUGUGGGCAUUGAAAUUAUGCCAUCCUACCACACUCUUCCUACUCAGGGGCAACCAUGAGUGCAGACAUCUCACAGAAUAUUUCACAUUUAAGCAAGAAUGUAAAAUUAAAUAUUCAGAAAGAGUUUAUGAUGCUUGUAUGGAUGCUUUUGAUUGCUUACCACUUGCUGCCCUUAUGAAUCAACAAUUUCUCUGUGUUCAUGGUGGUCUUUCACCUGAAAUUCAUCAUUUGGAAGACAUACGAAAGUUGGACAGGUUCAAAGAACCACCAGCAUUUGGACCAAUGUGUGAUUUACUUUGGUCAGAUCCACUUGAAGAUUUUGGUAAUGAAAAAAAUGCUGAGCAUUUUUCUCAUAAUAGUGUCAGAGGUUGUUCAUACUUUUACAGCUAUGCAGCAUGUUGUGAUUUUUUGCAAAACAACAGUCUUUUGAGCAUAAUUAGAGCACAUGAAGCACAAGAUGCUGGCUAUCGUAUGUAUCGUAAAUCCCAAACGACGGGCUUCCCAUCGCUCAUCACAAUAUUCAGUGCACCAAAUUACCUCGAUGUGUACAACAAUAAGGCGGCUGUGCUAAAGUAUGAGAACAAUGUGAUGAACAUUAGACAAUUCAAUUGCUCUCCCCAUCCAUAUUGGUUGCCAAACUUUAUGGAUGUUUUCACGUGGUCCUUGCCAUUUGUCGGAGAAAAAGUUACGGAGAUGCUGGUUAAUGUACUGAACAUUUGCUCUGAUGACGAACUCAUGAGUGACGGAGAUGAUGCUCUUGAAGAAGAUGUCGCAGCCAAAAUCGUUGUCAAAAAAAAUAAUGGUGCAGCAGCGAAUCUUCGCAAGGAGGUCAUCAGAAACAAGAUCAGAGCAAUUGGUAAAAUGGCACGAGUAUUUUCAGUUCUCAGGGAAGAGAGUGAAAGUGUCUUGCAGCUCAAGGGUCUUACACCAACGGGUGCUUUGCCACUUGGAGCAUUAUCCGGUGGAAAAACAUCACUAAAAAAUGCUCUACAAGGCUUUUCACCAAAUCAUAAAAUUACAUCAUUUGCUGAAGCAAAAGGUCUUGAUGCAAUUAAUGAAAGAAUGCCACCAAGAAAAGAUGCACCACCAACACCAGUUAAUGAGGAAAAACCAGUUAUUAAAACACCAACAACAACAACUGGUGAUAAACGUGAAACAAACACAACUCCACAACCUCAUUCGUGAUAAGUUGAGGAACUUUUUUCUCGUGUUAAUCACCAAAAACAUUGUUAACCAUUGCUCGACAUCCCCUCCCUGAAUUUUCGAUUAACGAUUAAAAAAAUAAUAAUAAUAUUAAAACAAAAAAAAAAACGAUAAAUUUAAAACUAAAUACAAAAAAAAAAAAAACAUUAUAAUGCGAGAUCUGUGCAAUAGCUCUCUCAAUUUAAAUUAUUAUUAUAAUUAUGUUUUUUUUUGUUAAUUUUUAUUUGUUUUUCUGAGCCCCAUCGGUGCAAUUUUCUUUUUCUAUAUUAUGUAAUUAAUUCAACUACGAAAAAAUACAUUGUUUAUUAUAAUUUUGUUUCUUAUAUAUUUUUUUUUUUUCUUUUAUUUUGAUUUAUUAAUUAAUAAAAUGAUUUUCUCUUGCCGAUGGAUUGACUGUCGUAUUUUUUUAUUAUUUUUAUUUCCUUGGUAAACCAUUAGUACUGUUAAAAUAUAUGAAAAAUUAUUAAUAAAAUUAUGUGAGGGAUGAUAAGUUUUGAAAGAAUGAUUAAAUAAAAAAAUACAGUGUUGAUGAUUUUUUUUUUUUUGUGAACAGCAUAGUUAAUUUAAAGAAUGAUAAAUAAAUAUUGUUGAUGAAGGAUCGAUUGAGAUCUAGUCAAUCUAGUCCAUGAAAAAAUAAAAUAUCUCAUAUUGCAAUUUGAAUCUCAGGUUGGUUUUUUUUCAGUUUCUGUUUUUUUCAUAGACAGUUGCUCAUUUUGUUUAUUGUUAUUUUCAAUUGUUUAUUAAUUAUUGUAUUUUGUUAUUUUUAUUUCAAAUAUUGCUUAUCAUCUCGAGCCUCCAGUUGGCAUAAAAAAUAACAUGAAAAAGAUAAUUUUAUUUCAAUAAAUCUUGCUGUUAAGAAAAAUAUGUUUAACAAAAAAAAAUUGUGUGUGAGGAUUAAUUAAAUAGAAUAAGCCAUAAAACAGAGCCUCGUUCCUGAAAUUGAUUUCAUUAUGUUCUUUUUUUUUUUUU
This is a messenger RNA of Aphidius gifuensis, 3232 nucleotides long. RefSeq names its product serine/threonine-protein phosphatase 2B catalytic subunit 3-like. Lineage: Eukaryota; Metazoa; Arthropoda; Insecta; Hymenoptera; Braconidae. The record is from RefSeq and is a predicted model, not a curated record. Gene Ontology annotation, molecular function: calmodulin binding; calmodulin-dependent protein phosphatase activity. Gene Ontology annotation, cellular component: calcineurin complex; cytoplasm. Bases 668 to 2245 code for a protein of 525 amino acids. Gene Ontology annotation, biological process: calcineurin-mediated signaling. The transcript is spliced from 16 exons.